This is a messenger RNA of Plasmodium gallinaceum, 7419 nucleotides long. RefSeq names its product conserved Plasmodium protein, unknown function. NCBI's taxonomy places the organism in Eukaryota, Apicomplexa, Aconoidasida, Haemosporida, Plasmodiidae. Bases 1 to 7419 code for a protein of 2472 amino acids. The record is from RefSeq and is a predicted model, not a curated record. The transcript has 3 exons.
AUGAAAACGACUAGUAGUAGUGUAAACUCAUUUAGCUUACAUGAAAAUGAGAACAAAAUAUUAGAAAAAAAUAAAACAUCUAUUGAUUAUAUAAAAAAUAAAUACAAAAAUAACAACAAUUUAAAUUACAUUAACAGAGAUAAAAAUUGUAAAGAAGAGGAAGAAGAUAAAGGAAAAGAAGUAACUGAUAUAGAAAUUGAGGUAGAAAAAAAAAAUAAAAAAGUAAAUAGUACUAACGUAAUUUUAAGUAAGAACAAAUGUAAGAAACCUGUAGAUAUUUCAAUAGAAAAUGAAAAUAGUUUUAUUAGUAGAUACAAAAAUACUUAUACAAAAGAUAUAAAUUCAAAUAAUGAAAUUAGACAAGAUAAGAGUAAUAAUUCAUUAGCAAACAAAUUAAAAAAUGUUAAUAAAGAUAGUAAAUUCACAACAAAUAAAAAUUAUGAUUUUAUAAAUAAUACAAAACUCAGUGAAUAUUCUAUCUUUAAAAAUGAAAAUAGUAAUUAUAAUAGAAAUAAAAAUAAUGUUAAUGCAUCAACAAAAAAUUCUAACGAUAACGGUAGUUUUAAGAGAAAGUUUUAUGCAGUUGAAAAAAAAAAAAACAAUAGGCAUAUAGAUUUAGAAACAUAUGAAUCAGUGUAUAACUCUAAUAAAAAACUUACACUAAGGAGACAAAAUUCAGAAAAUAUUCAUAAUUCAUCUAGCACGGAUUUAAAAGAAAAAAAUAAUGGCAAUAACAUCUCAGAAGAUAGUGAUAAUAUAAAUAAAGAAGAAAAAAAAAUGAAUAACUAUGAAUUGUACAAAAAUAAUAUGAAUAAUGGAGAUUAUUUAAGUAAUUUAAAAGGGGCUGAUAUCAAAAAUUUGUUCUUUAAGAAUGAUGAUAAAAAAGACAACGAAGAAUAUAAAGAAAAAAAUUUUCCAUAUGGUAAUAGAAAUUAUAAAGAAAAUAUUAAUAAUCAUGAAAAUUUAUAUAAAGGUAAUAUUAGAUAUAAUUCUACAACAACUAGUGAAUUUCCAAGAAAUAAUAACACAAAUAAGAUAGACAUGAAUUUAUUAUAUAAUAAUGAUAUUGAACAACUGAACUCCAAUACACCUGUUUAUAAUGAUACAAAUAAAUUAAGCGAUUUACAAGAAAAAUAUAAAAAUAAUUUCUAUUUUGAAAAAGGUUACACUAAUAUGAAUGAUGUCAAAGAAAAGGAAAACAGUAAAAUAAAAAAUGAUACAAUAUUCUCUAAUAAUAUGAUGUACAAUGAAAAUAAUUUAAAAAAUGGAUUGAGGAGUAAUUAUAUAAACAGUAUAAUAAAUAAUAGAAAUAUGAAAGAAAACAAUACAAACGAAAAAAAUGAUUCUAAUGAAAAGGAAUUAGAUAUGUUUAAAAAUUUAAAUUAUAAUAAUGACAAAAACAAAUCAGAAAACACAAAUGAUAUAAACAAUAAAAAAAAAAAAAUUCUGGAAAAUUUAAUGAAUAUGAAUAAUAAUAAAGAUGAAGAUAAAAGCAUAAAUGGUUUUAAUUUGAAUGAUAUAAAAAAUAAUUAUAUAGACAAUUUUUAUAAAAAAAAAAAUACCAUAAAUAUAGAAUUUAAAAAUGCUCAUAAACGUUCUAGCUCAAGCAAUGUAAAUAUAGGAAAACAAGAAACAGAAAAAUAUAGUAAUUAUUUAAAUUAUAUGGAUGAUACAGAAACCAAAAUAAUUUAUAAAGAAAAAGAACCCAUAAAUAUUUUAGGUUAUGAAAAAUAUUUACAGAUGAGAAAUGAUAAUAAUGAUAAUUUUUUUAAAAGUAAAAUAAAUUAUUUAAACAUUAAUGAUUUAAAUAAAAAUAAUUUUAAUAGUCCACUAGUUAAUAAUAAUGCAACUUUGAAAAAUAAUAAUGAUAUAACAAAUAUAGGAGGAAAUUUUGAUUUGAAUGAAUUAAAAAGUAAACAUUUAAAUAAUUUUAAUAAUAAUUCAGAAGAAACGAAAAAAUUAAGUAAGAAGGAGAUAUAUUUUGAUGAUAAAAAUGAGAAUAAUCAAAAUAUUAUGAAUGAAAAAAAUAAAAUUCAGCCUUUAAUAAGUAAUUAUGAGGAUUUAUUUUCUUUUGAUAAAAAUAUUAGAAAAAAAAAUGAUUUUAAAAAUAUUGUGUGCGUAUGCCAAGCAAGUAAACAAAUGGCUCGAUUACAAAUUCACAUGGAAGAGAAUAGACAAAUGCUAGAAACUGAAAAAAAUUUACUGAAAAAAAGAAAGGAUAAUUUUGAAAAAAAAGUAGAAAUGUUAGCAGAGAAAGAAAAAGAAGUUGAAAAAAUUCAUUCACAAAUUAAAGAAAAAGAGAUAACAGUAGAAAAAAAAAAAAAUGAAAUUGAAGAGAAGGAAAAAUACAUAAAUUCCAUAAAAAAUAAAUAUGACAAUGCUCAGAAAGAACUUUUAGAAAAGAUGAACGAAUGUAUUACUAUCGAAAAUAAAUGUAAAAGCAAAUUAUAUGAAUACGAUGAAAAGUUUGGCCAAUUUAAUAAGAAAAUAAAAGAAAUGGAAGAAAGAGAAAAGGAAAUAGAAAAUGAAAGAAAAAAUAUAGAAAGGAAAGAAAAAAUGCUAAAUAAUAAUAAAAAAGAAUUAGAAGAAGAAAAAUUAAUAAUUAUGAAAGAAAAAAAUGAGCUUGAAAUAUUAAAAAAAGAAUUAGAAUCAUUAGAAAAAGAAAAGAAAAAAAUUAUUGAAAGUGAAUAUAAUAACUUGCAAAAUAAGGAAGACGAAUUAAGAAGAAAUGAACGAAAUAAUCUUAUUAAAGAAAAAGAAUUAAAAAAUAGAAUUGAUAGGUAUAAUGAUUUAAUUGAUGAAUUAAAUAAAAAUAAGAAUGAGUUUGAAAAGGAUAAAAUAAAAAUACUAGAUGAUUUGCAAGAAGAAAGGUUGAAAUUCUUAAAUGAAAAAAAGCAGUUUCAGAUAGAAAUAGAGCAUGAAAAAAAUAAUUUAAAAAAAGAAAAAGAAAACGAGGUAAAUUAUAUGAAAGAAGAAUUAAAAAAAGAAAGAAAUUUAAUGAUUGAAGAUAUAGAAAGAAUGAAAUUAAUUAUGUUGGAAGACAUUGAAAAUACUAAAAAUAUGAUGUUAGAAAAUAUUGAAAAAGAAAAAAAAAUAUUAAAAGAUGAAAUAGAAAAUGAAAAAAUAGUAAUGAAAAAAAAUUUAGAGGAAGAAAAAGAAAAAUUUAAAAGUUUAGUUGAACAUAAGUAUAAGGAAAAUUAUGAAAAUGAUAAAUCUAUAUUAGAAAAAAAAUAUGAAGAAGAAAAUAACAAAUUGCAAAACGAAAUUGGAAAUGAAAAAAAAAAAUUAAGUAAAGAUAGAGACAAUUUUGAGCAACAAAAAAAAAUAUAUGAAGAAGAAUUUAGAAACAAAUGUGAAAAGUACGAAAGUAGCAUUCAAAAAAAAUAUGAAAUUAUGGAAGAUGAUAAUAAUAAAAUGAAAUAUCUUAUAAUGAAAGAACAAGAAGAAUUAGAAAAUUAUAAAAAGACUGUUUAUUUAGAUAUAGAAGAAGAGAAAGAAAAAUUAUAUGUACAACAAGAAAAGAUAAAUUUAGAGAAAGAAAAUUUAUUAGUAGAAAAAGAACAAAUUGAAAUAGAAUUAAAAAAUUAUAAGAACUUUAAAGAAAAAGAGGAAAACGAUAUAAAAAUUCGUAUUAUAAAUUUGUCACAGCAACAGGAAGAUUUGAAUAAAGAAAAAGAAAGCUUGGAAAAAGAAAAAGAAGAAGUAGAAAAGAGAAAAUUUGAUUUAGAUGAAAGAGAAGAGGGGUUAAAUAAUGAUAAGAAUCAAAUAGAAGAAUCACGUAAAAUAUUUGAUCAACAAUUAGAAAAAAUAAAAAAAAACAAAGAGGAAUUAUUAAAUUAUGAUAAAGAAUUGAAAACAAGAGAAAUAAAUUUAAUUGAAAAAGAAAAAGAGUAUAAUAAAAAGGAAGAAGAAUCAAAUAAGAAGAGAGAGUUACUUAAUGCAUUUGAUAAUGAACUUAAAGAAUACAGCGCUAAAUUACAAGCUAGAGAAAAGAAACUUAAAGAAAAAAAGAAUGAAUUACAGAAGGUUAAAGAUCAGCUAAUUAAUUACAAAAAUAGUUUAAAACAAAAAGAAUCACAAUUUCAAAUGAUAGAAAAGCGAGAAAAGGAAUUAUUAGAUGAGCAAACAGUAAUUCAAAUAGAUAGAAACAGCCUAGAAGCAGAAAAGAAACAAUUUUUCUUAAUGAAGGAAAAACAUGAAAAAGACACCGAAUUUAUACAAGAACAAUUAAAAUUAUUACAUGAGCAAUUAAAAAAUAAAGAAAAAUCUCUUAAGGAGAAAGAGAAUGAAAUAAAUUUACUAAAUAAAUUGCAAGACUGUAGAAAUAAAGGAGGAAAGGGGACUAUAAUAUCCUUAAAAAAUCUAGAUAAUAAAAUGCUAAGUUCAAAUAUAUCAAGAGCAAGUUAUUCUAGAAAUAAAGUGAAAGUUAAAAUUAUUGGAAAAAAUAAGUUAGAUAUAAUAAAAAGAAGAAAUAGAAAAAAAAGUAUAAAUUUUAAUUAUAAUAAUCUUGAAAUUAAUAAUAGUAUUCAAUAUAUAGAUAGCAUGAUAAAUGAAAAUUUCAAAAAUAAAGCUUUUUUAAAAUAUAAUAACGAUAAUUUAGUUUUGUCAGGUGCAAAUUUUUCAACAGACAAAGUGAACAAUGAAAUAUAUAAUCAUUCAACAAAUAAAAUAAAUAAUAAUACAGGUUCCAAAUACUUGAAUGAUAAGGCAAGUUAUGAUAACCAGGAGAAAAUAGAUGGAUUAUAUAAUAUAAAUGAUAAAAAUAAUUAUAAUAAUAAUAUUUCAAAUAAUUCAAAAAAAAAUAUAAUGAAUUAUGCGAUUAAUGUAAAUAAUGAUGCUGGAAGCACUAUUACUAGUAAUAAUGAAAAUAGUUCAAAUAGGAACUAUAUGAAUAGGAAUAAUAAUGAGGAUGUUGAUCAUUACAAUAAUAAUAAUAAUAAUAAUAAUAAUAAUAAGGAUAAUAAUAAUUAUAAAAAUAAUUUGAAUGAUGCAAAAAACUAUUCUGAUAUUAAUAAUUUAACUGAUAGAUCUAAAAAUAAUUUUGAGAAUCAUUCAUAUAAGCAUAUUCAAAAUUAUAAUUUGAGAAAUGACGAUUUUACAAAAAAAGAUUUUGUGAAUGAAAUAUCUAUUGAAAAUUUGGAAAAUUAUAAGAAUAUAGAUAAUAAUAACAGUGAUGUGAAUGAAUAUUUAAACAAUUAUAAUAAUGAUAAUAGAAAUUAUAGUGAACAAAAUAAUAAAAACGAUAAAAAAAAUAUAAAAAAUAUUAUUUCAUAUAAUAAUAAUAUAAAUGAAAAAAAAAAUGAUAAUGUAAAUAUAUUAAAUAAUAAUAAUAAUGAGUACAUAUAUUCAAAUAAUAAUACUAAAAACACAAACAAUUAUGAAAACGAUUUUCGAUCGGAUAUAAAUAUUAUGCAUUGUGAUGAAAAUGAAGAUAAUAAAAAAUAUAAUAAACAAAAUAAAGAGUAUAUAAAUAAUAAUAAAAAAAAUAACUUUGUUUCUAAUAAUUUUUAUAAUAAUAGUUAUAAUAUAAAUAAUUUAAAUACCAAUAUUAAAAUGGGUAUUAGUAAUUUGAACGAUACUUCAAGUUCUAAAAAUAAUUUAGGUUCUGAUUUUAAGGAAAAAAAAGAGCAAACAAAUAUGUUAUCGUCAUUAAAUGUAAAUAAUUUAAUAGAAUCUGAUUUGAUUGAUAUGAAGAGCAAUUUUGAAUAUUAUUCUGAUAAACAAAAUAAUAAAUAUGAUGAUUUAGAGAUAUUGGAUUAUAAUAAAAAAGAUGGAGCAAUGUUAGAAUGUAAUAAUAUUAUAGAAAAUGAUAUUGAUCAUGAUGUUUUAUCUAUUGAUAAUAUAAAUAAAAACAUUAAUUGUAUUAAUAAUAAUGUUGAUAAUAUAAAUAACAAUAUAAAUAAUAUAAAAGAUAAUAUUCUUAAAAUUAAUAGCAAUGUGCAUAAUAAUGAUAUUCCAAACAGAAACAAUAAUAAUGAUGAAAUAUUAAAAAAAAAUAAAAAGAAUCAAUCAUCCCUGAAUAAAAUUGAUAAUUUAGUAAAUAAAAAUAUGCAAUCAAUAAAUCAUUUAUCAUCAUUAAUGCAAAGCACAAAAAAAAAAAAUAUUCCACUUAGUCAGUUAAAUGAUAAUUUUAAGAAUUAUAAUUCAUUAAAAAAUAACAAGAACGUUAAUAACGAUAAUUUUUCUAAUGAAUAUGAUUCAUUAAAAAAGGAAAGUAAUUUUAAUGAAUUUUUGGAGGAUAUAAACUCUGAAAAAUAUUUUAAUUCAAGAUUUGGUGAAAAAUUAGAUGAUAAUCUUUAUCAUAAUAUGAAUAAAUCUUUUCAAAAUAAAAAUAUAACAGAUACAUAUGAACAUAAAAAUUUAUAUAAUAAUAAAGAAAUUGACAUAAAUGAUGAUAUAAAUAUACAAUUAAUAAAUGAUAAUUGUAAUAAUAAAAAUAAUAGAAGUAAUAAUAAUAAAAAUAAUAUAAAUAUUUCUUCAAUACCUUUAUCUAGUAAUAAUACGAAAAUAAUCCAAGAGACAGGAUACAACAGUGACAGCAAUGUUUUAAAUAAUUAUAGUUAUAUGAUAAAUGAAGAUAAUAAUUCUAAAAGAGUUAAUCCACAAUUUAUUAAUUAUGAAAAUGAAAACAAGUUAAAAACUCGUAACAAUAGUAGUAAUAUUUAUCAUAAUAGUAACAAUCCACAUAUUUAUAAAAAUAACAUAAUACAUAAUAUAAAAAAUAGAAACCCAGAAUAUAUAAAUGAUAGAAUUAAUAAAAACCAACAUGAAUCUAAAGAAUUACUCUAUGAAGAUAAUACAAUUAAUCAUGAAAGUGUGGAAAAUAAUAGAGAUAAAAUCAUAAAUGAAAAUCAUAAUAAAAUGGUUUAUCUUAAAAAAGUACAUUUAAACAAUGUAGCACUAUUAAAAGAAACAAACAAAACAAAUUUAAAAGAUCAAGAAAGUAACAACUAUUUCAAUAAAAAUAAAAAUACACGUGAUAUAAAUACAACAAAUAAUUUGAAAAAUACUCAAAUGAAUACUCAAAACUUAACAAAUGAGAAUAAAAACAUAAGUAUAAAUAAUUACAGCAAUAAUAAUAAAUUCCCUAAUAGAUUAGAGAAAAAUAUAAAUAAAAAUGUAAAUAUGAUAAAAAUAAAGGGUUUUAUGAAAGGAAUACAAAAUAACAAAGAAUUACCUAAUAAUAAUUCUUUAAGCGAAAAUAUAAAUUUAAAAAAUCAAAAAAAUAAAAAUAAUAUUGAAUAUAAUAAUUAUAAUAAGCAUGUUACUAAUUAUAAUGAUAAAUAUUUAAAUUCUAAAAUUAUCACAGAUAAUAAUGAUCAAGGUAAAAACAACGAUAUAAUAGAGCAAUUAGAUAAAACUUUAUUAAAUAAAUCAAUUAUGAUGAAUAAAAAUAAAAAAAAAUAUCAGAAAAAAUAA